AUGUCUUUCGGAGGAGGCUUCGGUGGCUUCGGCCAGAACAAUAAUACUCAGCAGACCGGCUUCGGAGCUGGUGGAUUUGGGUCGAGCAACACGACCAACAAUACAGGUACGUCUACUCUCACUUCUAGCUUUGUCUCUGCUCCAGAGAAUGUCUUGGAUCGCGGGUUUUGCAAUCAGCGUGGACCCAUCGCUUACUCGAACCUUCUCUGCGCCCGACAGGCUUUGGCGGAACUGGAAACACAGGUUUCGGCAGCACGAACACGGGUGGCGGGCUCUUUGGAAGCGGCGGUACUGGGACGACUGGUGCCUUUGGCUCUGGAGGUAUGUCGCCGAAUCUCUGCUCUGGAUCGUUCUCGAAUCGAAUGUGCGCUGCGCUCUCCGGGCGUGCAUGUCAAAGCCAAAAGCGCAUUCGCGUCCUCUAUCCUCUCUUCAAUAUUGGUUAUCCACUACAUCUUUAUUGCAGCGACUAUGGUUGAUCGCCGCAAUCGUCUUCCCUUAAGGGCUGCUUUCUCAGGUGGCUUUGGCAGCACUACAAACAAUACUUUUGGAGCGAAGCCUGGCGGAUUUGGUGCCGCGGCAUCUAGUGGAGGAUUAUUCGGGACGAGCAAUACUGCUACAGCAGGGGGUUCUGGUUUCGGGGGAUUCGGAGGAAAUAACUCGACAACUACUGCCUUUGGCGGGGGAAACAAUUCCGGUGGUGGAUUAUUUGCCCAGAACAAGCCUGCCUUUGGUGCUACUCAAGCGCCGUCCAACCCUUUCGGAGGAGCAGCUACCAGCUCUCCCUUUGGUGGAGGCGCAGCCACUGGCGCAUUCGGAGCCCCUCAGUCGACAGCCCUCACCACUGCAGGUGUGGGAGAGUGCCAGGGAACUGGAAGCACUCAAUUCCAACCAUUUGUCGAGAAAGAACCCAACAGCAGCACGAACCAACAGAAUGCCUUCCAAAGUAUCUGCUUCCAGCCCCCGUACCAGAAAUUUUCACCAGAGGAAUUGAGACUAGCAGACUACGCCCAAGGCCGCAGAUAUGGUAACGGCAACAACCAGACAGGAGCAUUUGGUGCAACAAACUUUGGUGGUUUUGGAUCAAGUCAACCCGCCUCAACCGGUUUUGGCGCGCAGCCUGCGACGACCAAUGCCUUUGGAGGAGGAACCAGCACAGGUUUUGGCACUAGUCAACCUGCUUCGACCGGCUUUGGAAACACGGCAACAAGUGGUGGUCUAUUUGGCGCAAAGCCUGCGACUGGUGGACUCUUUGGCUCUACUCCGGCGGCGACGAAUACCAGUACCCUGUUCGGAGCUCAACCUGCGGCCCAGCCAGCUGGAGGUCUGUUUGGAGCACAGCCUGCUACUACAAACACUGGUGGUCUCUUUGGAAACAACAAUGCUGCCAAGACCCCUUUUAACUUUGGUACAUCUCAACCAGCAGCUACCGGUACGGGCUUCGGUGCUUCCACAACGACAGGAGGCUUUGGAAGCGGCGGUGGCGGCUUGUUCGGGAACAAUACUCAGCAAGCUACCACAACUGGGUUCGGUGCUGCUGCCGCACAGCCUGCUGCAAGUACUGGCUUUGGUGGCUUUGGUGCGAGCAACACCCAGCAAAGCGGGGGUCUAUUUGGUGCAGCAAACCAAGCCAAGCCUGCUACUGGCGGUCUAUUUGGCUCUACACCUGCGGCUACAAACACUGGCGGCCUCUUCGGAAGCAGCCAGCCAGCUGCCAAUACAAACCCAUUUGGUGGCUCAACUGCUAAUCAGAGUACUGGUGGCCUUUUUGGUGCCAAGCCAGCAGCCACAGGAGGUCUGUUUGGAAGCACACAACCCACGAACACUGGUAGCGGUGGUCUCUUUGGAAGUUUUGGUAACAACCAGAAUCAGAACCAGCAACAAAACACAGGCGGUCUUUUUGGUGCUACAAACAACAACCAAGCAAAGCCGGGUGGUCUCUUCGGAUCUACUGGAACACAGCAACAGACUGGUGGCUUGUUCGGAAGCACCAAUGCUCAACAAUCCGGCGGCCUGUUCGGCGGCUCGGCCAACACCGGCCAGCAACAACAACAGCAGCAGCCACAGAAUUCCAUGUUCGGCAGCGGCAAUUCCAUCUUCAACACAUCCCAGCAAAACCAACAAACUCCUCAAUCUCUUACGGCUAGCAUUAACGACAAUACUGCAUUUGGCUCUACGUCGCUAUUUGCAAACCUGGCCUCAACUCAAGUCAAUAAUCCUGGCCCCAUUGCCACUCCUCUGUCCAGCAAUGUCAAGGCUAAGAAGAGUGCUGCUCUCCCGAUGUACAAGUUGAACUCCACUCCGGGCUCUCGCUUCUCCACACCUCAGAAACGCCCUGGCUUUGGGUUCUCUUACAGCAACUAUAACUCACCCAGCAGUUCUUCCAGCACAACCAGCACUCCAGGUGCAUUUAGUGGUAGCCUGCUUGGUGGUAGCUUUGGUCGCUCUCUCAACAAGAGCAUGUCCACCAGCAGUCUCCGCCGAAGCUUCAACACCGAAGAUAGUAUCCUGGCUCCCGGUGCUUUCUCUUCUAGCCCCAACAACAGACACUUUGGAAGCACUGGCAGUGUGAAGCGGCUUGCGAUUAGCAGAGGUCUCCACCAAGAUCUUUUCAGUCCCCCUGAGGCCGCCCAGUCCCCACAGCACAGUUCACAAAUCCAAGGUGGCAUUCUCAAGAAGCGGGUCUCGUUCGGCGCUGAUGUUACACUCAACGGUCACGGAUCAUCUUCUGAUAGCCCCUUAAAGCAGGUGAACAAUAUCGGUGGCAAUUCAGACCCAGCUAGUGCCAAUGGCAAGAAGCGAACAGGCACUUCCAGUCCUGUGGAGACUGAGCAAGCUACCAAUGCCAAUAAUCAGCUGACUAUUGUCAAUGAGGAGGAGACCGCUCUCACCCAGCCGAAUUCCCAAAAUCCGGGGCAAGACAAGGAAGUCGGACAGUACUGGAUGAAGCCCUCAAGAGAGGAGAUUGAGAACAUGACUCGCGAAGAGCGCAAGGCGGUCACUGGCUUUACCGUUGGUCGUAAUGGUGUUGGCUCCGUCUCAUUUAAGUCAGCCGUCGACUUCACAAACAUCAACCUUGAUGACAUCUAUGAUAACAUCGUCGUUCUCGUCCCCAGAUCGGCUACAGUGUAUCCAAACCCUGCUAAGAAGCCACCAGUGGGCAAGGGACUGAAUUUGCCAUCUCUCAUCUCGCUAGAGAACUCAUGGCCUCGAGGCAAGACAGGUAGCAACGUUAGAUUCGCAAAGCACAUCGAAAAGCUCAAGCAGGUCAAAGAUACUACAUUCGUUGAUUACAUCAAGGAUACUGGAGCAUGGAUCUUCACUGUUGAGCAUUUCACCACUUACAGCUUUCCGGAGGAGGAGGAGGAGGAGAUUGAUGCUACUAGCGAGUUUGGACAGAGUACAUUGAGUGCUCCGCCAGAAACUCCCACCCCGAUCGCACCUACCCCCAAGUCCGCUCAUUUGGAUGAGUCCUUUGCCUCCGAUUCUCAAAUGACCUACGACGAGUCCGAUCCAGAGGACACAUUCGCGUUCAGAAAAAAGAAGGUUCUCCCUGGCGCUUUCGAUGACCAGGAGCUUUACGAUGACGAGAAUAUGGACGGUGAAUACGAGGAGCAGCAAGAGGAGUCUUUUUUAGAUGAGCGCUCCGUGGGUUCACAGUCGGAGAGCGGCGUCGAAGAGCCAAUGGAUCAAGACGGUGUCUACGAAGAUGGUGAAUCUGUCAGCAUAGUGGAUCAAGAGAUGGCGGGCUCUUAUCCCGUGGCUGGCAAUACCGCGGAGCUCUAUGACUCGCAAGACGAUGACGAGGAUAUGGACGUCACGAUGGAAACACCCGGUGUGGUUUUGAGAGCAAGACAGAGAUUGUUGAAGAGUUCGGAAACGCCUCUCAAGCGGAAGUUCACUGCAGCUGACGACUGGGCAAUCACCUUGCAAGCCACAGUGAGUCCCAAGAAGCAGGAUCGAGCUUUACUCAAGAGCAUGAUCGAGAUCCACGGUGAUGAUUACCGAGGUGACUCAGCGCCAACACCAAUGCCACGGAGAGUUGUCUCAGACAACCGUGGGUUCGCAACCACUAUUGAUCUGAUGCACUCGUUGCACGGCACGUACAGUCCGAUCAAGGCGGCAAAAGUUCCAGCAAAGCCAGAGGGGUUUAAGUGGCCAUAUGUAAAGAGAUCAAAAACCGGUGACCAAGACAUGUCGAAUAUGUCAGAGCAAGACCGUGCUUUUCACGACUCCAUGAAGCCUCAGUGGGGCCCUGAUGGUACUUUGGUUUAUGCCGCUCCACAAAGCACAAAGCCAUUUGGACGAUCAUCCCGCCAUGUUCGUGAGAGAGAUGGCUUGCUUACGAUCCAGAAGGGGGGUGUCGUAUCAGAGCAUCGAGACAUCCGAUUCGCCAAAUUCUCGAAUGAAGCCUCCGGCACUCUGCUCAAGAAACACAAAGACAUGACCCUGUUUGAUGUUUCGGACGGUGUUCCAAGUGCUCGACUCCCCGAAUUUUUUUCAUUCGACGAUUUCUUCGACGAUGGUGCUGCCUCGAACCCAGCUGCCACACAUGAGAAGCUUAUUUGGCAGCUGGCUAGUGUUCUCUUUGACCCUAUUGAGCCCCCAGAGAGUCUUCAGCAUGUUCCAGAUAUUCGGGAUCGUUUGAGAAAGGACAACCUGUCGGCGUUUUGGCAGAAGCUAGUGGACGAGUCGACUUCCAAGCAUGUUGCUCUCGCUAAGUCUAACGAGGAGAAGGCUAUUGCAUCCCUGUCGGGUCAUAGAAUUCCUGAUGCAUGUGGACAACUCGUCAGCAGCGGUAACUACCACCUGGCCACUCUUGUUGCUCUGAUCGGUAGCAAGGACAGCAUCAGAAAAGAUAUGCGUCAACAGCUCGAUGACUGGCAAAAGACACAGAUGCUUGCUGAAUUCAGCCAGCCUGUACGAACUGUUUAUGAGUUUCUCGCUGGUAACGUGUGUGUCUGUGCUGGCUCCAAGGGCGAAAUGGCUACUUUUGGCAUUUCCAAGCGAUUUGGGCUUGAUUGGCGACAAGCUUUCGGACUCCGACUCUGGUACGCUAUCUCAGCCAAGGAGCCACUCGAGUCUGCCGUUGCAGAAUUCCAAGAAGACAUCGCGCAAGAUAGGGAAACUGCUACACCUCACUCGUGGUAUGUGGAGCAGAAGGUACCGGCUUUGUGGGACGACGCAAACCUUCAGCAGCGUGAGGACUUGUUGUGGGGUCUUCUGAAGCUAUAUGCAUACAACAACGAGGUCAAUGUUGAAGAUGUACUCCGACCCGAGAAUUCUCAACUAUCUCCCCUCGACGUCCGUCUUACUUGGCAACUCAGCCGAGCUCUUAUCGCUUCCGGACAAGUUCAAUACUCGGAUAACCCCGAUGAAAAUGCUGAUCGAACCACCCUUUCGUUUGCUGCCCAGCUUUCCAGUGAAGGUAGCUGGCUCGAUGCAGUCUUUGUCCUUCUACAUCUCACCUCGGCCGAGGCCAGAGCAAGAUCCAUCCAAGAUCACCUUGCACAGCACGCUGGGCUUAUCUGCUCGGAAGACAGUCAAAGCUUUGCCACGUUGACACAGACUUUCCAAAUCCCGGCAGCUUGGAUCUGGGAGGCCAAGGCUCUUUACAUGCGAAGUGUAGAGAGAAACCCAAUUGGUGAAGUCGAGUGCCUGAUCAAAGCUGGCUCAUUCAAUGAAGCUCAUCGCACCUUUGCCAGACAAGUUGCUCCGCAGGCUGUUGUUGAACUCGACUACAACACUCUCAGAGCACUACUUCUUGGACUCCAGGAUAAGAAGAACUCGAUCGCGGAGUGGCACUUGGGUGGAGAGAUCUAUCAAGACUUCUUGGAGCUCCUCCAGAGCGACAAGAAGGGGCAUGCGGUUGACGAUCUGCUUGUAGAGAGAUUGCUUGCCGGUCUUCCGGCUGUAGUCCAGGAUUCCCGUCAUCCGAGCUUCAUGGAGACGGUUGCCAUCGAGACCAUCAGUGGAGUGGUUGCUAAGACUGUCAUUGCUAUUGGCAAGAAGGGAGAAAAAAACAAUAUUCAUAACGUCUUGAGACUUCCACUCACCGAAGACAAAUAUCUCAAGCACACCGUGGAUUUGAGCCUAGAGUACUAUCGGGGGGUAAUGGAAAGCGCAAGAUGA
Messenger RNA from Drepanopeziza brunnea f. sp. 'multigermtubi' MB_m1, 6129 nucleotides. Lineage: Eukaryota; Fungi; Ascomycota; Leotiomycetes; Helotiales; Drepanopezizaceae. The record is from RefSeq and is a predicted model, not a curated record.